AUGUCGUCAAUCAUCCGCCUCCUCGUCAUUUCCGAUACUCACUCCACUUGGCCCUACACCCCAGACUGCCCUGCACCACCAUGCGACAUCCUCAUCCACUGCGGCGAUCUCACACAAGUCGGCGGUCUUCCCGCAUACAAAAAGGCUAUGCAAGACAUUCAGACCGUCGACGCAGAGCUCAAACUCAUCAUCGCCGGCAACCAUGACCUCGAUCUCGAUGAAGAGUGGGUGCGCAAGAACGCUGAAGAUGGAGAAGAGGAAGAAGAUAUAGAAGACAGUGGGAAAUGUGUCAGUUUCAUGAAGUCGCACGAGAAAGAGGGUGUAUACUACCUGGAAGAGGGUAAACAUGACUUCAAGCUGGAGGAUGGAAGGAGCUUCAGUGUCUGGGCGAGUCCGUAUACGCCGGAGUUCAAUGGGUAUGCGUUUGCGUACGGAGAAGACGAGAAUCGCUUCCGCGACAUACCCGAAGACAUCGACAUCUUGAUGACACAUGGACCGCCUUCAUUCACUGACGAACUCGGCUACGGUCUCGAUGUCAAUGUGAAAGGAAAGAGCUGUGGAUGCAAAAUGCUAGGCGAUGCAGUAAAGAGAGUGAAGCCAAGAUUGCACUGUUUUGGGCAUGUACACGAAGGGAGAGGUGCUGUGAAGAUGCAGUGGUCUGAGACGGGAAAUGGGAAUGGAAGAGUGAAGAUGCUGCCCGGUGAUGGGAGAGUUCUUAGCAUUAGCAAAGAACUGGAGAGGACCAGAUCUGUGCUAGUGAACGCGGCGGUAUGGGGUGAAACAAAAGGCUGGACUAUCGACCUCGACAUAUAA
Messenger RNA from Alternaria hordeiaustralica, 813 nucleotides. RefSeq lists its product as uncharacterized. Gene Ontology annotation, molecular function: hydrolase activity. The transcript has a single exon. The record is from RefSeq and is a predicted model, not a curated record. Lineage: Eukaryota; Fungi; Ascomycota; Dothideomycetes; Pleosporales; Pleosporaceae. The coding region runs from base 1 to 813 and encodes 270 amino acids.